Caenorhabditis bovis is the source of this 1245-nucleotide messenger RNA. The record is from the annotation of a GenBank genome assembly. NCBI's taxonomy places the organism in Eukaryota, Metazoa, Nematoda, Chromadorea, Rhabditida, Rhabditidae.
AUGACAGUUGUGGCAAACGAAUCGUCUUCGCAGGAGCCACCGAAGCGACAAGAGCAUGACCAGCCUGCCAACGAGCCGCAACAACCCACCCUAUUCCAACGGAUUUGUUGUUGUUGUUGCUCGUUCAAACAAGAUAAAGAGCCGCCGGUGCAAUUACUUCGAAGCGGGUCACUAACCUAUUCGCAGCCACAACCAUCCACACAAGCAGUGAUCUCGGCAGCGAAUGAGUCAAUAAAUGAUGUCGACGACAUAAAUUUAGAACUUCGAACUGCCCCGAAGAAAGAAAAUGCUGACAGCAUUAAUCUGAAUGACAUCUUGAUGGAAAGAGUUAUUAAUCAUACUGAAGAUGAUCGAACGGAAGUCGUUGUUGAGGAUGUCGUUUCAAUUUCCACCGAUGUUGUUCAAGAAAUCAACGAAGAUGAUUUGAGCAACGCAAUCAAGAAUACACAUGAAAAUAAUGAAGGUCCCAAAGUUCUUCGGGCUCGUCCUGCCAUUACCAGAGUCUACGAAUCUAUUUCAAUCCAUUCUGAAGACGAUGAAGACGUUGAUCCAAAAAUGUCAGUUAUCGAGUUUAUCAAAAGUGAAGCAACUCGUAGUAAAACACCGGAAGUCGUGGAAGAAUUAGUCGAAUCACCGACGACGCGACAGCCUGCGAUUCCUGCUGGAACCGCGUCUGAAAUAUCUGAUUCCGAAGAAGAACUUGAGAUUCCAUCAAAAUCUCCUGGAUUGGAUAUGAUUUCCACUGUGAGUACAGCUCGUUCGAAUCAACAACUCGACGAAUUCAAAGAGUUGAACUCUGGAGAUGAACUUCCCGAGAUUGAAGAUGAUGGAGAAGUUCAGCAACCACCACCGCCACUUCCAGCUAAUCCACCGCCAAGAUUGUCGUCGACAAACAUGUAUGCACACGCUGAUUCGGAAUCGGAUUCUGACGAUGAAGCAAGCGGUGAAGCCCAGCCGGUUAACGCAAUUGGGCUCAUCAAAAUGCAACCAAUCAACUUUGCAAAUUCUCCAACAGGAGAUCAAGACAAUUAUGAAGAGGACGAAGUAUCUGAGGAAUCAUUGUCAUCUGCACCUUCCCCAACAAGUAGUUCUAGUAUGGAAAAAGAAAAUGACAAUCGUGUGACAAGAAUAUCAGUGAAAAGCGAUGGAAGAGCUGAAAUUCAUUCGCCACGGAGUCCAAUUACUGUGAGUUUAGACGCAGAUCGCCAAAUAACAGACGAUGAAUUCUCAGAAAAACUUAUAUAA